Mesitornis unicolor (brown roatelo) is the source of this 595-nucleotide messenger RNA. Its product is annotated as general transcription factor II-I-like. The annotation marks the transcript as partial. The transcript has 7 exons. NCBI's taxonomy places the organism in Eukaryota, Metazoa, Chordata, Aves, Mesitornithiformes, Mesitornithidae. Gene Ontology annotation, cellular component: nucleus. The record is from RefSeq and is a predicted model, not a curated record.
UUUUUUUAAAAAAUGCCAGGUGUUACAGAGGAGGAGAAUGCUGCAGAACUGCAGAAAACAAAGGCUGUACCAACUGUAAACAGACUGACAGUGGAUGUUGUGGAACUGGAAGCUCUCAGGAAGUCUGUGGAGGACUUUUUCUGCUUUUGCUAUGGUAAAGCUUUAGGAAAGUCAACAGUGGUACCUGUGCCAUAUGAGAAGAUGCAGAGGGACCGGACUGCUGUGGUGGUGCAGGGCCUGCCCAAAGGGCUUGCAUUUAAACAUCCAAUGAAUUACAAUGUUUCAACCCUGAAAUGGAUUUUGGAAAACAAGUCAAGGAUCUCAUUUAUCAUCAAAAGGCCAUUUCUGGAGCCAAAGAAGCACCUAGGAUCUCAUAUGACAGAUCCUUCACAUUCAAUUAUACCUCCAGGUGGAAGCUGUCCUAUUCAAGUGAAAAUGGAAACAAAUGAGGAUUCUGGAACUUCUUUGGAAAUGACAACAGUAAAAGUGAAGGAGGAAUCAGAUGAUGCUGACUACUAUCAAUAUAACAUUCCAGCAGGCCCUUCUGAAAGAUCAGAGAUGGAUGAAAAAAUUGCUCUUGCAAAAAGUUGCACAG